AAAGGGCUAACUCUCGUUGAGACACUGCGCCAUUUCCCUUUUUCUUUCUUUCCUUUCCCCUCACUUUCUCUCUCACUUUCUCCUUGUGCUUCUUGUUCGUUUCAAACAUUAAUUUCCCUUUCUUGGCCAUGGAUUUUUGCCGGAAUGUGACAGUUUCCGGUGAGUAUCAUCACCAGCAAGAGCAUGUCCUUGCUUCCCCUCCUCCUUGCUCUAAGAUUACCGCCGCCGCCGCCAGUAGUGGAAAGACAUUCACAAUGCAGCCCCUGCCUCUUAGAGCUGCUGAAGACCUUGUUAGAUUGUUGCGUCAGCCAGUUUAUCAUAAUCAGAGAUUCAAAUUGUGGCUUAGCUUUUUUGAAAUAUAUGGUGGAAAACUCUUCGAUCUUCUCAGUGAAAGAAAGAAACUUUGUAUGAGAGAAGAUGGUAGGCAACAAGUUUGCAUUGUUGGACUGCAAGAAUUUGAAGUUUCUGAUGUACAAAUUGUCAAGGAAUAUAUUGAGAGGGGGAUUGCUGCCAGAAGUACAGGAUCUACUGGUGCCAAUGAAGAAUCUUCAAGAUCACAUGCUAUUUUACAACUCGCCGUUAAGAAGCACAGCGAAGUAAAGGACUCCAGGAGGAACAAUGAUGUGAAUGAGUCUAAAAGUGGAAAAGUAGUUGGGAAAAUUUCAUUUAUUGAUCUUGCUGGCAGUGAACGAGGCGCAGACACCACUGACAAUGACCGGCAAACAAGGAUUGAAGGUGCAGAAAUCAACAAGAGCCUUUUGGCUCUCAAGGAGUGCAUUCGUGCUCUGGACAAUGACCAGAUCCAUAUACCAUUCCGAGGGAGCAAGCUCACAGAAGUACUCCGUGAUUCUUUUGUGGGCAACUCUGGGACAGUUAUGAUCUCUUGCAUAUCCCCAAAUGCCGGCUCAUGUGAACAUACACUCAAUACAUUGAGAUAUGCAGAUAGGGUUAGAAGUCUUUCUAAAAGUGGAAAUGCAAAAAAGGAUCAGGCUGUAAGUUCAUUACCACCAACUAAAAAGGAUGCUUCCUCUACAUCAUCUCUGCCAGUCUCUGCUGAUGUUGAUGGUGUUUAUGAGCAACAAGAGGUCAAAGUGCCAGAUAUGGGUAGAAGGGUUGUGGAAAAAGAAACUCCAUCCUUCAAUCAUACUGUUGAUUAUGAUAAACAGCCCUCAAGUUUUACAUCAGGUUUUUCAUACAACGGACGAGAAGAAAGCGGGUUGACUUCUGGCUUAGCAGACAGGGAGAGGUAUGAAAGUAACAGUUCCUUUGGUGGCUUGACUAGUCAAAAGGUCCAUUCAUUGUACACCCAGCACUCAGUUGAUACAGAAGAGAAAGCGCCGAAGGUGUCACCAACCCGCAGAAAAGGAUCCAGAGAAGAAAAAUCAGAAAAAUCAGGGAACUGGUUGAAAAAAGAUGGCAGUGGACCUGAUCUCCCCACUGGAAAUUCAAAGCAGCAGAAUACAGGAUACUUUAGUGCAAGUAACACUGGACCACGACAGUAUGAACCUUGUCCUCCUCCUGAUGGGAAUAUAAAUGCAAUACUAGAGGUGGCUUCAGUCUGCCGGCUUGCAGCAUCUGGCUAUGAUAAAUUAUAUUUAUCUAGUCAGGGAGAAUAUACAUGAUGGAAUUUGAAGUCAUUGAUUAUAAAGUUUGGUGAAGCCCCAUAAAUAAUUUUAUGCAAUUCUGGUCUAACCAAUAAUUCAUAAAAAUUAAGCAUCCAAAUUUUUAUUAUCCGCUUGGUAAUUGUCAUAAUUUUUCCCAAUGCAAGCAUGUGGUUAUUUUUUUAAAAAUGUGAUCACUCAUUUGUUGGCUAAAAGCGAAAGAAGUAUCUGAUUAAAAAUUCAUGCAUACAUUAGGGACCUAAUUGAGAUGAAAAUUAGGAUGGGGAGCUAAUCAAGAUUUACCUCAAAGGGUAGGGACUUAUAAGAGGUUUGCCCAAAACCCAGUCAUAUGAGCAACCUGUGGUUCAAUGUAGAUAAAAUGUAAACGGCAUGUGAGUAGAAGAACUAACUUUUGUUUCCUUCUCGACAGAGAUUGCUCUCCCUGCUGAAAACCCAAAAGCAACAGAGAUCCCUUGCCAAUUUCAACAGGCGCAUUGUUCAAAAUGGAUUCGUCGCAGAAUACAGUGUUGGGGAGUGGAGGUAAUGGAAUGUUGGCCACUCCAUUGAAUGAUACAGCAGCAGCAGUGGAUGAUCCGAAGCAGAAUUUGAACCAAGUUAUUGAUUCCAUACAGAAGACUCUUGGUCAACUCCAUCAGCUUUACCUAACAGUCUCUUCAUAAUCACCCACUCUCCCUUUGUCUCUCUAGCAGCUGUUGCUGUUGUGAAGAAGAAGAAAAGGAGCUCUUUUUUUGUGAAUAUGGCAGCUGAGCAAUGGUCUUUGUUACUGAGCUGGACAAUAUGGUUAAAUUGUCUGAAAGGUGCAACAUUGAGGUUCCUAUGGAGGUCUUGAAUUUGAUUGAUGGGGAAGAAUCCAGAUGAAUUCACAAGGGAUUGCGUCACAAAAAAUCAAGUCACCAAAGGAAAAAUUGAUGCCUUCAAGGUACUUCUUUGUUUUCCACUAUGAUAUGUUGUUUUCUCUGCAUGUAUUUUUGCAAUAUGUAUUCCAUUAGAUAUUUAUGCGUGCAAGUUGCUUUGUGUGUAUUUGAUAAAAUUCAUUAUAUAACCAUUGAUUUGAUGGAGUUUACGCAAGCAUCUACUGGAGAAACUUGAACACAUUUUUCCAGACGAAGUUGAAUCAUACAGGGAGCCUAAGCCUCUAAGUAGUCCUUAUAUCUCCUCAAGCGCUUUCCUCGUUGCAAGAAAAAGGUUUGGUUCGGGCAGCUGGAACAAAAAACGCAUUCACUCAUAGGACAAUCCUUCUAUAUAGUAGUUGACUAAUCUUUUCUUUGGCGGUAGACACCUCGUGAUCAUCUCCCUUUCUCUGGAUUGGCACUGGCAGAGAGGAUCAAGAUUUAUCAUGUGCACUAUCACAAGGGGUGUUAUAAAAAGCUGGAUCACAAAAAAUCAAGUCACCAAAGGAAAAACUGAUAUCUUAAAGAGUUUACGUAAGCAUCUACUGGAGGAACUUGAACAGACUUUUCCAGACGAAGUUGAAUCAUACAGGGAGAUACGUGCAGUGUCAACUGCUGUAAGUUAUAUUUAUGACUUUGUUGGAUGGAUUUCUCAGCAAUGCAAAUACUUAAGCAUGAGAUUUAUUAUGGUGGGGAACAACAAUCCUUAAUGUUUUUUUGUUAUGAUGAACAGUGAAAUUAUUGAAGCAGCUAAUAUUUAUUAA
Populus trichocarpa (black cottonwood) is the source of this 3276-nucleotide messenger RNA. RefSeq names its product kinesin-like protein KIN-13A. Gene Ontology annotation, molecular function: ATP binding; microtubule motor activity; microtubule binding. NCBI's taxonomy places the organism in Eukaryota, Viridiplantae, Streptophyta, Magnoliopsida, Malpighiales, Salicaceae. The record is from RefSeq and is a predicted model, not a curated record. Bases 129 to 1622 code for a protein of 497 amino acids. Gene Ontology annotation, biological process: microtubule-based movement. The transcript has 13 exons.